This is a messenger RNA of Xenia sp. Carnegie-2017, 1312 nucleotides long. RefSeq lists its product as uncharacterized. Lineage: Eukaryota; Metazoa; Cnidaria; Anthozoa; Malacalcyonacea; Xeniidae. Bases 545 to 1189 code for a protein of 214 amino acids. The record is from RefSeq and is a predicted model, not a curated record. The transcript is spliced from 5 exons.
CAUACAAUCAAGUCAUUUAUACUCCCGUCUCCAACAGUGUCACAGGUUUUUUCUUUGACAAAUCAAAGCUGGUGAUUGAGGCUUAUUUUGUUGAAACCGAAAAAUUCAUGUUGCCUAUAAUCCUGAAAAACACAGGUAUGACUCGGAAAUUUUUGACGAUUCAUUACGCAUCGUUCAUCAUGCUGGCGAAAACAUGGCAUUAUUGUAUAGAAAUGACCAUCGUUACGGGACAGAAAAGAAGUGCCAACAGCCACUUGAAGCAAUGGAAAUUGUCAAGGAGCUACAGGAGGAGCAACUAGAAUAUCUACGGCAAGAACUACGGAAGGAGCAACUAAAAGAUAUACGUCAAGAACUACGGGAGGAGCAACUAGAAAAUGUACUUCAAGAACUACGGUAGGAGCAUCCAGAAUAUGUACGUCAAGAACUACGGUAGGAGCAAUGGGAAGUACGGCUGAGGGAGGAACAAUGGGAAGACGAAUGGAAAAGUCUGAAAAACCAAGAACAAGAAAUUGUGAGGCGGGGGAAAGAAGUCCUAGAGCAUGUAAUGGAGAAUAAUCAUUCCAGCCCCGACGACCAAGCGAUCUGUGACCAGAGUUUAAUUUUUAAUGUCGAAGGCUCCAAAGGUAAAAAUUCCGAUGAAAAAAGUUCCAAUUAUGAAAGUUCUGAUGACGAAAGCUCUUAUGAUGAAAGUUCUGAUGAUGGUACUUCUUGCACUGAUACUUUGAUGAACAUCCCUUGUCAUAAUUCUGACGAUGAUCGUUUAUUUGAAAAUUUGUUUCUUGGUCACAAAUAUAACAUUCGGAAAGAUGUCCAUGAAAAGCUCAGGAGUUUACCUUGGAUUUGCGAAUAUGGAUUAGCUCGUGCAAAUGCAAAGAUACCACAUUUUCACUUAUACGUCUCAGUUGAUUAUGAUGAUAAAGAAAGUUUUGAUAAAGACAAAAAUGUUCUAAAAAAGAAAAUUAAUCAGACAUUUGGAUCCGAUGCCUGGAAGCAUUUAGAGUUUUGUUUCAAACGAUGCAGAACACCAAAGCUUAAACUUUUAUCAAAUAUUGUCGCAAGAAGAAAGGAUGUAAGAGGAACAUUGACGAUGUUCUGCUGCCAAAAGGAGAAACGCUACGCUUUAACAUGUUGCCAUGUGUGUUAUAACAAAAAUGAAGAAGAAAUUAAUGAAUCAUCCAUCAUUGAGUAGACAUUAAUAUGAGUGUAAUCCAGUGGGUUUUUCUGGGGUUUAUUGUAAAAUUUGUUGCAUUGGUUUGUAUUAAUUGUUUGUAACAGCGUUUUAGAACACAAAUAAAGUAAACUAUGAAAAUAA